This is a messenger RNA of Rotaria socialis, 1104 nucleotides long. Lineage: Eukaryota; Metazoa; Rotifera; Eurotatoria; Philodinida; Philodinidae. The record is from the annotation of a GenBank genome assembly.
AUGACAAUUAAAUCGGAAUCAGUUUGGAGUUAUGUUGAAUCGCCAUCGAUCGAUGGUUUUAUUGAAGCAGCUAGUUAUUUUCUUAGUUAUAUGAUCGGUAUGUUUCUUGUAUCAAGAUUUUUACCAAGUAUUGAAGCAAAAAGCCCAAAGAAAACCUAUCAAUUGACUGGUCUUUAUGUAUUUGUUCUAUUGACCAUUUUAAUUCCAAUUGGUUAUUACACUGGAAACAUUUCUUUUUUAUUUAUAAUAAAAAAGUUCAUAUCAUUUUUUAUCGUCAUAAAUGUAUUUGCAAUUUUAUUUAGUUUAUAUUUAUUUCUAAGACCAGAAGCUGUUAGAAGUGCUCCAAAUGCUAAAUUUCCUAUUGACUAUUGGCACGGUCGUGAAAAAGAUCCAAUGUUAUUUGGUGUUGAUUUAAAAGUUUUUUUCUAUCAACCAAGUCUUAUUGGAUUAGCAUUAGCUAAUUUAAGUUUAGCGGAAGCUCAAAUAUAUUUGCAUGGAGCAUUAACCGUUGAAAUGAUUUUAUAUCAAACGUUUUGGUAUCUCUAUUUGUUCACACAUUAUAUUCGUGAAGAUUUUAUGCUAUGGACAUUUGAUAUCAUUGAAGAUCAUUUUGGUUUUAUGCUUGUUUGGGGUGAUCUUAUUUAUGUUCCAUUCCUCUAUAGUAUCGCUGGUUGGUAUGUUGCUGAUAAUGUUCAUAGUCCAAUGUCCAUGACAUGUAUUAUUGUAACUUUACUUCUACAUUUUAUUGGUCAUUAUGUAUUUCGUGAAUCGAAUUGGCAAAAAUUUGACGUACGAAAAUAUGGUUCGCAAGUUAAAAUUUGGGGAAAAAAAGUUGAACUUCUUGACGGGCGACUUCUUUUGUCUGGUUUUUGGGGUAUUGGUCGACAUGUCAAUUAUACAGGCGAAAUACUUGUUUAUUUGUCGAUUGCAUUAUGUUCUGGUACCGUAUCAUAUGUACCUUACAUAUUGCCUUUCUCACUUUUUAUUCUUUUAUCACAACGUGCUUCUCGUGAUGAUCAACGUUGUCGAAAGAAAUAUGGAGAUAAAAUAUGGGAUCGAUAUUGUCAAGCUGCAAAAUUUCGAAUGAUACCUUUUAUUUACUAA